CGGGGAUUCCAGGAGCGGCAGGCGCACCUGGGGGCAGUUUCAUGAGCCGACCAGACACAGUGGCUGAGGCUGCGACGCCGAAGACUGGGACUGCAGAGCUGGACACGGGAAGCCAGGCACCUGGCUGAGCCUCUGACCCUGAGCCCGAAAGCCCGCAGGCAAGUCCAAGAGCUGGGGGCACUCAGACAUCCAACUCCACAGACAGGCACCUGUGCAGAGGAGCCACGAGGAUGGCACACCUGCUGGGCAGCCCGGCCUGCAUGGACAGCCUGCGCAGGGACCUCACCGACCUUCAGGGCGCAAUCGUGGACGUGUUCUCGCGUGCCGGGCCCGUGCGCUUCCCCUCCUGGAAGUUCCCUGACCGCAUGGCCUGUGACCUGGACAUGGUGGCCCUGCUAGAGCACUACGACCACGUGCCGGGUGACCCCGAGUUCACGCAGCUGUCCCACGCUGUGCUGCUGGAGCUGGUCAUCGACAGGUGAGAGCCUGGACCAAACCUGGUCAUCUCAGGAUGCUGGCACCCACCCCAUAAACCAGUAGCAGCCACAGGAUCCGCUUCUGGCGGGGAUGAUGACAUUGAUGACAACAAUCACCUUUGACUGAAUGCUGUCGGGGGCCAGCUUGGUUCAGGGCUCUCAUAGCGAUCUCACCUGUGUCGUGAGUGCUGUGUGUCUUAUAGUCCACCUUCAGGGAGUUGCUGGCCACCCUGUUGGUCUCUGUGACACCACAGCUCUGACGGCUACUUCUCCAGCCACCGCCAGCUGCUUCCUUAGGGUUUCUGUGUGUCGAGGAUACUGCAGCUGCUGCUCAGACUUUCCAUCCCAGGCUGUUUUUCCUGCCCCUUCCAUGUGUCACAGGGCCAGACAUGGGAUGUGCUUUUCCAAAUCCUGGCCCUGCUGGGAAGGUGGCCAGUGGAUUCCCCUGCAGCCCCACCACUUCUACACUGUCAUUCACAUUAGCAUGGUCAUCAGCCUCCACUCCCUGGGGACCGCAGCCCAGGCUCCAUGUGCUCCAAACUUUGCCUGCUAAUGAAGUCACGGGAGCCAGACAGGCAGGAACCCCAGCAGUUUGGGGAUGACCUGCCUGGAGACAAUUAGAAGCCAGGGUAACCACUCAGAGGCCUGGAGGAGCCGACGGUGUGAAAGCACUACCUGGACCCUGUAGGGGGCUGAACAUGUGUGAGCCCAGAACACACCUUCCUUCCUUGCUGUGCCCUCUGCUAGGAGUGCCCCACCUACUCGUCCCUGGACUGGCCGAGCCCGUCAGGGCCCAGUUCACCCAUCCGCCUUCUAGAAAGCUGGAGCUGACCCGCCUUCCCAGCCCUCUCCCGGCCCCUCUGUCCAGGCCACUCUCCACCCUCCAGUGCUGCUCAUUCAUUGUGCCCAUUCACAGAGGAGGACACCUUGGCCCAGAGAGGGGCAUGGCCUGGAGCGGUCAGCACCCCCUCCCCUAGGCCCUCUCUGCCCAAGGGCACAGUUGGUUUGGGAUGA
Physeter macrocephalus (sperm whale) is the source of this 1490-nucleotide messenger RNA. RefSeq names its product coiled-coil domain-containing protein 157-like. The record is from RefSeq and is a predicted model, not a curated record. Lineage: Eukaryota; Metazoa; Chordata; Mammalia; Artiodactyla; Physeteridae. The transcript has 3 exons. Bases 231 to 482 code for a protein of 83 amino acids.